This is a messenger RNA of Amoebophrya sp. A120, 3329 nucleotides long. Lineage: Eukaryota; Dinophyceae; Syndiniales; Amoebophryaceae. The record is from the annotation of a GenBank genome assembly.
GUUCUUGACGCACGUGUUUGUCUCACUGCUAGAAAAGGAAAACAGAGACAAAAUCUAGGGAAACACAACAAGACACAGCAACUAACGGCUGUACUAUGUAGAGCUGCGAGAUUUUCAUGUAAUUUUGUGUCUUUGGCAGAGCAGACCAAGUGUAGCUUCCACAAAAAUACUGGAAAUAACAAAAACAUAUCUGUGCCAGAAUCGUUUGAUUUCCUCCGGCCAAUUACGUAUAUCACUUUUUUCAAGCGACUUAUCCAGCGAGCGACAACAAUGCUAGCACUCAAAGCAGUGCGAGUGCUGUGAACUCCGAAGCGAUAACUUUCAACCGCGACCAUGCCGGCCUUCUGAUUUCGACUACCUACGAGGGGGUUUAUUUUUUGGUUGGAAGAGCCGUAGGCAACUACCCGAAGAGGACAAGAGAGGGGGCAGGGCACGAAAAAACCGAUUGGGAACAUUAACCACGGACGCGGCGCCCGGGUUGUAAUAGACGACAAUGUCGCCGUCGUCCCACUGGAGUAGAAAUGGGCGCGAUCGCUCCCCAUCCCCGCACCGACGCCGUGACAGCCGGGAUCGCGGUGGACACCGCCGUGCUCAUGAGAAGGGCAAAGGCAAACCGCGAUCGCCUAGAGGCCACCACUGGUAUAAUACCGACCGCCCAGCCGCCUCGCGCUACAACGAGCCGCCUCGCGGAAAGGGCCCCUACGACUUCUACAAUCAAGAUCGCACACCAUGGUGGGAGGAGCGAAAGGGCAAAACAGGCGCGGAGGACGCGGGAGGUCGUGGUGGAGGAUUUGCACACACCUACCACAGCAAGGCACUCUGUUUCUAUAUUUCGUUUCGGGUUCAUCUCCUUCUCUUCUGAGACGUUCCCGAGUUCGCUCUCGGGCGGGGAGGUUUUCACAUGCAUCUGAACAAAAUUGCGGGCUUGCAUUCAUUUCUGCUCUUGCUUUUCGCUUUCGGAUAAGAAAGUAACCAUGUGAACAAAGAAGACACCGCAUCCGCAUCAUCUAUUUUUCAAGAGUAAUCGAUCUUCUAUACCCUACAACAGGAUCAUGUUGCGAAAGGAGAGGCUGUGACAGGAAAGGGAAAAGGAAAGGCGACCAUGAAUGCGUUCUUUGCGCAGCAGCACCACUACGCCUACCCCAGCAACCAGCCUGCCCCCAAUACUGGUCACUACGGAACGAAAUCGGGAAAGAACGUUGACAAGGGGAAGAGCGGCUGGCAUGCGGUCACCAAGGGGAAAAGCGUCGAUCCACCUCCGCCACCGGCGAAUAAUACACUGACUGUAUUUUUUACAACUAUCAUCUAUCUUGCCUAUUCAUACAGAAAGUUCAUUGCUUGCAGUUGCCUCGCUCAUUAGUACUAGCAACAAACAUGGCCGCUUCAUCGUCGCGUGGCUUCAUGACGCCGCUCUUGAUCUGUUGGAAGCUUCGCGUACUAGACCGUUCUUUUUUAUAUACGUACUCCAAGGUUUUUCGUGGAAAGCCCGGCUCAAAUCAGCACCACGAUCCGGGGGCGAUUCCAAUUCGGAUGGGAAAGAGCACCACUUCCGUUGUACUGAGUGUUUUCCUGCUGCGAUGUACUUCUACUUCAGUGCAACAUGUUUUGCGUUUUUUCCGCCGAAGAACAAAAAGUAUAUGCUUGCCGGUACUACUAGAUGUAGAUGCUGACGUAGACCACGACUUUAUGCCUGUACACGACAGAGCACAUGGUUCUUCCAGGAGAUGAAUUAUUCUACCUCGAAAACUAAACCAGGACAUCGACAUGCUGGCUUUAGCCCAGGCGCAGAGCCGUAUGCAAGAGCAACAGCAAGUACAGGUAGCAGGAGCCGCACCGCAAGCUGGCAACGGCAACUCCCAGCGACAGGAUCAGGAAACCGAAUCGCGCAGCGAGCUGAGACAGCGCGUCGCGGCGAGAGAAAGACAGCUGAAAGCUGAGGCCCUAGACAGAAAAGAACGGGAGGAGCUUGAGGCCGUACAGGCAAAAGAACGGGAAGCACAGGAAUUGCACCGAUUGGAAAGAGAGCGGAUUGACAAGGAGGAAGAGAGGGCUAGGAAGGACAUCGCAGAGGAAAAAAAGAAGUGCCGGAUCGAUGCUUUGAUUCGUGGGAACAAAAAGGACGACUUGGUGGAACUCUGUCGGAAGUUGGAGAUCAAAACCGCGAAGAGCAAAAGCACGAUGAACAAGCCCGAACUUGCGAAAUUAAUUGCGGAAGCGGAGGUGGUGCGGGAAGCGGAAGCCGAAGCAGAAGCUGCAGAGAAAGAGGAACAAAUCCAAAGUGGGCCGGAAGGUAAUAACCCAGUAACGAACAGGCACAGAGCCGGACAAAUGUCGGGCAACAACAGACUGAGGCGCCUCUACUAUCGCAGCCCAAUCUUGAUUUUUUUCUUUUACUUUCAGCUAACGUCUCGGUAUCGUUUGUCUGAUCAGAUCAGGGCGGCGAGGGAUCUCACAGCUCGCGCAGGAAGCUCUCUGUCCAUCCAGUUCCGAAUGGUGACUGACACAUAUGCCAUAAGGAUAAAAAACUUCUGUCAGGUACCUCCGCCGGGGCCGGCCCGAGUUCCGCCAGUGCGAAAGAUGAGACGGGCUCUACCUGCCCCUGGUUUCUGCAGAAAAUGGGAGAGCCGGACAAGAAAUGGGGGCAGGAGUACGUCUGCAGGCUCUGCGAGCAUUUUGGCAAGCCUCAUCGCGAACUUUUUGGCCUGACCGAUGUAAAGUGGCACCUCUCUCGUCAGAAGCAUGGCAAGGCGAAGAACUGGCAUGACGAAUUACAUGCCAGCGAGAUCGAGAAACUGAAAAGCGAGCGGAGUGGUCCGCCGGCUUGGGGGGGGCGCGUGGACUUAGAAUACCGGGGCGAGGCAUAGAAGUGUGGGGCGCUUCGAAAGCUUUGUUUGCAGCCGUUUGCCGAUACGCAGGCACGAGAGGACUGCAACCGCUUCAUCGGUCACGUCUUGGGCGUUCCGAAACGAGAACCAAUCUCCUAUUCUUUUUUAUAUCGACGACGCACUAAAUUAUACACGUAAAUUUUGUAGGCGAUAGCGACAGGUCUUCGAAAAGCGACACAAAAGGGGCGACAGUGACACCUUCAGUUUGUCGAGGACAUUCACCUACUGCUACUUUCCACGGACGAAGGAGGGACCCAUUUAUAUCUUCAACUUGUCCAUCUUUUUCCUCCCCUGGCUCGAAGAUAAUCAUCAUACAGCAGGCUAGACAUGAUUCUGGAUCUGGAUGAAAUUAUGACAUAAGCGCCUUUCGUGUCGUCCUCGUCCUCAUUGAUGUUGUUGUAUUUGUAGCGCGAACUGAUCAAAAAACCAACAUAUAUAUAAAAG